Cuscuta campestris is the source of this 1530-nucleotide messenger RNA. The record is from the annotation of a GenBank genome assembly. NCBI's taxonomy places the organism in Eukaryota, Viridiplantae, Streptophyta, Magnoliopsida, Solanales, Convolvulaceae.
GUCAAAGUUUAAAAAGUUUGACUACAAAAGUCAAACUGAGAAAUUAAUUUUAGAACAGAGGGAGUAUUUUUAUAUCACAUUGUCAUUAUACUCUUAUUUUAGUCUUAAAAAUCUUAUGACUCAUAUUUUGAUAUUUUCAUACACUCUAUUUUUUUUACUCCUAUCCAAAUUCCUUAUUUCAAAACUCAUCAAAACUAGCCCUAAAAAUUCGUUUAUUUUUGCUUUCUUUUUUAAGCCGUGAAGAACAUUAUUAGUCUAGGCCUAGAAGCAGCAGUAGAUGUGCUCGGCUAUCAAAAUCGCUUCUUCACUUCUCCAACCACUGGAAUCUGCUGCUGCUGCUUCUUCUCCUUCAACCUCUUCGUCCACUAUUCUGUUUCCUGGGGAUAAUCGUAAUCGUUCGAAGAAUCUCGCUCUUCCCUCUUACAAGUGGCGCCUGGUGGUUUCCUAUGAUGGAACCCGAUUUUCAGGUUGGCAAUAUCAGCCAUCAAUACCAACAGUGCAGUGCAUUUUGGAGCAGGCUUUAACUCGAAUUACAAAACUAGAGCGCAAAGAUCUUCAAUUAGUUGGUGCAGGAAGAACUGAUGCAGGAGUUCAUGCUUGGGGCCAGGUGGCACACUUUAUUACACCUUUCAACUUUGACACCCUGGAUGGCAUCCACAGAUCGAUAAACGGUUUGCUUCCAUCUGAUAUUAGAGUCAGAGAAAUUAGCGCAGCAGCCCCUGAAUUCCACGCGCGUCUUUCUGUGAUUAGCAAAACUUAUGAGUACAAGGUGUACAAUGACACCAUUAUGGACCCCUUCCAGAGGUUAUAUGCUUACCACAGUAUUCAUAAACUUAAUGUUGAUGCCAUGAGAGAUGCUGCAAAAUAUUUGACAGGUAAGCAUGACUUCUCCGCUUUUGCCAAUGCAUCAAAGGAUAGACGAGUGAGUGAUCCCGUGAAGAACAUCCUUCGCUUCGGUGUGAUUCAAACGGGACCAAUACUGCAGCUGGAGGUUGAAGGAUCUGGUUUUCAUUAUAGACAAGUUAGAAACAUGGUGGGCUUGUUGCUUCAAGUUGGAAGGGAAGCAGUUCCUCCAGACAUUGUUCCCAAGAUUUUGGAAUCUGGUGAUAGAAAGCAGCUUGCAAAGUAUGCAUUGCCAGUGCCAGCAAAUGCUCUCUCUCUUAAGACUGUCAAGUACAAAGAAGAACAUCUUCACCUCCCACCGGGCAGCCCGAUGACCAGUUUUGGUAUGCAUCAUUCCAUAAGAACAUGUAAGCUGCCAUGUUUUUGAGUGACGGAUAUCUGCCCAGAGCUGCCCUGUACUGCUAUCAUUGUUUUAUUUCAAUGAUGUAAUUAAUUCCCCAUGUUUGGUGAAAGGAAAUGUAGGUUUAUAAUAAUAUGCCUUUCAUCCUGGCAAACAUACUGGUCAUUGUAAAAGGUUUACUCUAUUAUGCCUCUCAUUCUUGUAAUUUAAGUGAACAAUGCAACUUCGAGGGUGUUUUUUUGUACCGAUACUUAUUGAUUUAUUAUUCAUAAACAAUUUUUAACUUA